CACCACCCCACCCUUCAAAAGCCCGCCACACCCUCACGCGGAACGGCCAGCAAAAGCAGCACAAAACGCUUUUGCUUUCGACGUUGCGGUCCAUGCUGUGCCGUGUGCGUCGUCACACACCCCACCCACCACCUUACCAAGAAGGCCAACCCCUCGCCUUCUCUCCUCUUCUUCCUUGCGAACAACAUCUGCUCCCCACCUUGCCAACCCCCCGUCUCCCCACGAAGUAGUGUACAUUCUCUUCCGUGUUGAGUGGAACGGUUGUGUGUGGCACACUCGAUUUUGCUUCCAUCUAACCCAAGGGGGUGUUUGUCCUCGAUCGAGCGAAAGCAGCUUGCAAGCAGGCGAUCAGCCCAAGCUUGCACGACGAAGCUGUGGUGGAUUUUGGACCAUCUACCGCUCCUUGUGUGCACACGUUUGUGUGUGUGUGCGUGUGUGUGCGGACAAGCGCUGUUGCAGUGGGUGUGCCAGUUGUGGUGCGCUCAAAUCAACUACCACCGCUGUGACCAGGACGUGUCCUGGUACUUGCAGAAAGCCGCCAAUUUGGCAGCCAACAGCGGACACCUUUCACCAUGGCCAGAAUCUUCACCGCCAAGGUGGCAGUCUUUGCGGCACUCACUGCUGAGCACGGAGGCGAGCCGGGCAGACAGCACGGAGACGCACUGUCAAGCACGCUGAGCAGCGAGCUGAGCAGCGAGACGUCGCGGUCCAUAAGCUCUCUGAACAGCGAGAACUCGCGCGCGGCAAGCACUGAGACGCACCUGUCAAGCACGCUGAGCACCGAGUUGAGCAGCGAGACGUCGCGAUCUGUGAGCACAGAGACACUGCUGUCCAACGAGCUGAGCACGGAGGCGAGCCGGGCAGGCAGCACGGAGACGCACCUGUCAAGCACGCUGAGCAGCGAGCUGAGCAGCGAGACGUCGCGGUCCAUUAGCUCUCUGAACAGCGAGAACUCGCGCGCGGCAAGCACGGAGACGCACCUGUCGAGCACGCUGAGCACUGAGCUGAGCACGGAGACGAGCCGGGCAGACAGCACGGAGACGCACCUGUCGAGCACGCUGAGCAGCGAGCUGAGCAGCGAGACGUCGCGGUCCAUUAGCUCUCUGAACAGCGAGAACUCGCGCGCGGCAAGCACUGAGACGCACCUGUCAAGCACGCUGAGCACCGAGUUGAGCAGCGAGACGUCGCGAUCUGUGAGCACAGAGACACUGCUGUCCAACGAGCUGAGCACGGAGGCGAGCCGGGCAGGCAGCACGGAGACGCACCUGUCAAGCACGCUGAGCAGCGAGCUGAGCAGCGAGACGUCGCGGUCCAUUAGCUCUCUGAACAGCGAGAACUCGCGCGCGGCAAGCACUGAGACGCACCUGUCGAGCACGCUGAGCACUGAGCUGAGCAGCGAGACGAGCCGGGCAGACAGCACGGAGUCUCACCUGUCGAGCACGCUGAGCAGCGAGCUGAGCAGCGAGACGUCGCGGUCCAUUAGCUCUCUGAACAGCGAGAACUCGCGCGCGGCAAGCACUGAGACGCACCUGUCGAGCACGCUGAGCAGCGAGCUGAGCACGGAGACGAGCCGGGCAGGCAGCGCGGAGACGCACCUGUCAAGCACGCUGAGCACCGAGUUGAGCAGCGAGACGUCGCGUUCUGUGAGCACAGAGACACUGCUGUCCAACGAGCUGAGCACGGAGGCGAGCCGGGCAGGCAGCACGGAGACGCACCUGUCGAGCACGCUGAGCAGCGAGCUGAGCAGCGAGACGUCGCGGUCCAUUAGCUCUCUGAACAGCGAGAACUCGCGCGCGGCAAGCACGGAGACGCACCUGUCAAGCACGCUGAGCACCGAGUUGAGCAGCGAGACGUCGCGAUCUGUGAGCACAGAGACACUGCUGUCCAACGAGCUGAGCACGGAGGCGAGCCGGGCAGGCAGCACGGAGUCUCACCUGUCGAGCACGGAGACCAGCCGGGCAGACAGCACGGAGUCUCACCUGUCGAGCACGCUGAGCAGCGAGCUGAGCAGCGAGACGUCGCGGUCCAUUAGCUCUCUGAACAGCGAGAACUCGCGCGCGGCAAGCACUGAGACGCACCUGUCGAGCACGCUGAGCACUGAGCUGAGCACGGAGACGAGCCGGGCAGGCAGCACGGAGACUCACCUGUCGAGCACGCUGAGCAGCGAGCUGAGCAGCGAGACGUCGCGCACUGAGACGCACCUGUCGAGCACGCUGAGCAGCGAGAUGAGCAGCGAGACGUCGCGGUCCAUUAGCUCUCUGAACAGCGAGAACUCGCGCGCGGCAAGCACUGAGACGCACCUGUCGAGCACGCUGAGCACUGAGCUGAGCACGGAGACGAGCCGGGCAGACAGCACGGAGUCUCACCUGUCGAGCACGCUGAGCAGCGAGCUGAGCAGCGAGACGUCGCGGUCCAUUAGCUCUCUGAACAGCGAGAACUCGCGCGCGGCAAGCACUGAGACGCACCUGUCGAGCACGCUGAGCACUGAGCUGAGCACGGAGACGAGCCGGGCAGGCAGCACGGAGACGCACCUGUCGAGCACGCUGAGCAGCGAGCUGAGCAGCGAGACGUCGCGGUCCAUUAGCUCUCUGAACAGCGAGAACUCGCGCGCGGCAAGCACGGAGUCUCACCUGUCGAGCACGCUGAGCAGCGAGCUGAGCAGCGAGACAUCUCGUGCUGAACUUGCUGAGAACAGUCUUACUGCGAGCAUCAGUUUGGAAACGUUCCGUGCUUUGAGCACUGAGACGCACCUGUCGAGCACGCUGAGCACUGAGCUGAGCACGGAGACGAGCCGGGCAGGCAGCACGGAGACGCACCUGUCGAGCACGCUGAGCAGCGAGCUGAGCAGCGAGACGUCGCGGUCCAUUAGCUCUCUGAACAGCGAGAACUCGCGCGCGGCAAGCACGGAGACGCACCUGUCGAGCACGCUGAGCACUGAGCUGAGCACGGAGACGAGCCGGGCAGGCAGCACGGAGUCUCACCUGUCGAGCACGCUGAGCAGCGAGCUGAGCAGCGAGACGUCGCGUGCCGUGGCUGCUGAGAACAGCUUGACUGUGAGCAUUAGUGUGGAAACGUUCCGUGCGGCAAGCACUGAGACGCACCUGUCGAGCACGCUGAGCACUGAGCUGAGCACGGAGACGAGCCGGGCAGACAGCACGGAGUCUCACCUGUCGAGCACGCUGAGCAGCGAGCUGAGCAGCGAGACGUCGCGGUCCAUUAGCUCUCUGAACAGCGAGAACUCGCGCGCGGCAAGCACUGAGACGCACCUGUCGAGCACGCUGAGCACUGAGCUGAGCACGGAGACGAGCCGGGCAGACAGCACGGAGUCUCACCUGUCGAGCACGCUGAGCAGCGAGCUGAGCAGCGAGACGUCGCGGUCCAUUAGCUCUCUGAACAGCGAGAACUCGCGCGCGGCAAGCACUGAGACGCACCUGUCGAGCACGCUGAGCACUGAGCUGAGCACGGAGACGAGCCGGGCAGACAGCACGGAGUCUCACCUGUCGAGCACGCUGAGCAGCGAGCUGAGCAGCGAGACGUCGCGGUCCAUUAGCUCUGAAUAUAGUCUUGAGGAAGACAUUUCAACAGUUGAAGUUGAAUACAGCAUUGAGUUGAAUGACGUUGAGCGCAUGUUGUCCAGCUCGAUUGUUGCAGAGAAUGAACGGGCUGCCUCCACGGAAGCGAGCUUGUUGAGUGAUAUUGAAGUCGUGGAUGCGUCGUUGUUGUCGUUGGAGUCGGAUGUCUCCUCCGAGUCAAGCCGAUUGAGUGCAGCCCUGAGUGCAGAGGUUGCACGUGCCAUGAACGCCGAGGACACGCUCGAUUCUCUCAUUUCGUCUGAAUCGAGCCGUGCCGUGAGCACGGAAUCUUUUAUUUCAUCGGAGCUUUCCAAGCACGAAUCGUCCACUGCUGCCACCGUUCUUGCAAUUGAGGAUGAGUUCUCGAGUGUGCGUUCCACGGUGUCCAUGGCCGAUGACUCACUGGAGUCUGCCGUAUCGGCAGCGGAGGCACGGCUAACGCUUGAGAUCACCCGUGCCACCAACUCGGAAAACAGCCUGGAGUCGCGCUUCUCCCUCGAGCUGUCGACUGAGCUUUCGCGCGCAAUGAAUGCCGAAGACCUUCUGUCAUCGGAGCUCUCCUCUGCCAUUUCGCUGCAAGAUUUCCAGCUGAGCACGCUGGCUGCUGUUGUGACCACGAGUGACAGCGCCUUGCUGUCGACGCUAGAGUCCACGGAGACGUCGCUGGCGAGCUCCAUUUCAGAUGAAACCGCCCGCGCCUCCCUGGCGGAGCGUUCCAUCGCUGUUGGUUUGAGCGAGACCAAGUCUGUGCUGGAGGGCAACGUGACAAGCAUUGACAACCGCCUUGAAGACAUCCUCAACCGCGUCGUGAUCAACGAGCAAGAGCUGUUUGGCCGAACCAUCUUGUUGACGCUUGACCCGGGCAUCAACUGCAACACGGCCAAUUGCUCGUCCCUUACGCUGCGCAUGUGCUCUGUGGACGAGGACGCUGGUGCGCUGAUUCCUACGCUUCGGCAGCAGGUGAAGGAUUUCUUCGCUCAGCCAACGCAGUGGAACAUCACUGACUCGCAGGAACUCAACCUGCUCUCUGCCUCGGGCACGUCGAUUGCGCGCAUGCGGUUUGCGCGCGCGCUGCUGCCAGAUGUGUGUAUGGACGUGACUUUUGUGCUUGCGACGUCGUCGGGUGGUUCCAGCCGGCGUCGCCGCGCCAUCUUCACUGGUGAUGACGCAGUUGACCUCCUCAACACCACGCUGUCUGACCCAUCGUUCCCCGCGCCAGAAGAUCUGCCGUUCCAGCCAUCUGUGUACAUUGAUACGGAGAACCUUACUGCGCUGGUGGAAGAGUUGCAGCUGCAGUUGGCGACGGCGCGCUUGGAAGCGCUUCGGGCAACCGAGGAGCUCAACUCGCUUUUGAACCAGACAUCAAGCAACCUGCAGACGUCCCAGUCCAAGACAGCCAAACAGACGGACGAAGCGGCAUCCACCGCAGACCUGGCCGUCAUUCUUGGGUGUGUCAACCUGGGUCUCUUUGCGCUGCUGAUUUUUGUGCUGUUGUUCACUCGCUUGUCGCGUCGUAAUGAUCACGCGCGGUCGGAUGCGGAGGCAGCUGCACGGCACCAGUACCAGGACACGGUACUUCGUGCACACCCUGUUGCGGCAUGGUCAUCGCUGCAGCCGCAGACACCCAAGGGCUCCUGGUCUGAGGGUGAUCUGGUUUUGGCGGAACAAGAGCAAGCGCGCAGGGUUGCACGCUCACCACCACAGCCGCCCAUCCACGAUGAUCCAAACGACGCCAUCUCAAACCUCAUUUCACAGGCUGUGAUGGAUGUGGACGAUGAUGGGCCGGAUGUUCGUCCAGAGUCUGUUGAUGAGGCGGAUGUGACGUUUGACUUUGAUGCUGGCGACACGGUAUCGCCGCGUGAUUCGAUGGCGCCACCGCCUCGCGGAUCGUACAUUGGCGUGGGCCCUGCCAGUGCCCGCCAGAGCACGAUUGAGCCGAUGGAGCAGCUGCGCGAAGAGGACAGCUCGUUCUUGACUGGUGCCGAUGAUGAUGGUGAUGACGAUGACGCUGGCGGUGAUGGCCGAGACGAGCAGUUAUUGGACGAGUUUGAUGCCGUCCAGCGCGCGCUCACAGAUGCCGGUGCACGUUCGAGUGUUGAUGAUGGAGGGGGUUCACGCGCCCAGGAUUAUGACGAUGACGACGACGAUUUUGACGACGCCGGUGACAUGACCUGACACAUAAGCCGCUGCCUUUCUCUCCUUAAGCAGCAGACGUGAGGUUGUGCUGGUGUUGAGAGAGAAGAGACAGUGUAUGAGAGAGAGUGUGUGUGUGUAUGUGUGAGUCAGCGUACAUGUGAGUGUGUAUGUGUGAGUGAGCGUACAUGUGAGUGUGUGUGAGUGUGUGUGUGUGUUUCAAUGGGCGAAUCGUUACGUUGCUCGGCGGGUGUGGCUGUGGGCCGCGCCGAGGCGUGAGGGGGACGUUAGAGUGGGCUCAUGAGUGGAUGACAUUUUCGUUUGGCGGUCUCUGGUUUGUUGUUUGCUUCAAUUGGCGGUGUUUGCUUGUAGUUGAACGUUGCAUGCAUGGUUGAUGUGAUGAUGAUGUGUGAACUAGUGUCUUGCUGAUUUGCUGGGAGGUACCGUCAUGUCACUUUGGUUUUGUUCACAGCUCUUUCUUUCGUUUUUGUUCUCAUUGAUUACAGAGUUGCUCAUGUGA
Molecule: messenger RNA, 6225 nt
Organism: Salpingoeca rosetta
Lineage: Eukaryota; Choanoflagellata; Craspedida; Salpingoecidae
Exons: 3
Coding region: 573-5747 (1724 amino acids)
Source: RefSeq, a predicted model, not a curated record